Trichoplax adhaerens is the source of this 1380-nucleotide messenger RNA. RefSeq lists its product as uncharacterized. The coding region runs from base 1 to 1380 and encodes 459 amino acids. NCBI's taxonomy places the organism in Eukaryota, Metazoa, Placozoa, Uniplacotomia, Trichoplacea, Trichoplacidae. The record is from RefSeq and is a predicted model, not a curated record. The transcript is spliced from 3 exons.
AUGCAAACACUGAGGCCUCUUGAUUUGCAUCUGGCUAUGCCAAUGAUAUUAUUCUUGUUAUAUCUUACGGCAAUGGAUAUCCAAAGGUUAGAUGGAGCUGCAAUUUGGAAUAACAACACUAUUUCUACAACCAAAUUAAAGCAAUUGAAAUGGAUUGAUGCAUCACUGGAAUGGACACGAAGGAGAAAUUGUUCAAAUGAAUUGAAUCAACAAUUGUGUAGGCAUAUCUCUAAUCGAGAUAAGACACAAAUGAAUAUCUACAUGGCUGUAUCCAAGCAUAAGAAGGACAAAUUAAAAAUUAUACUGUCUGAAAAGAUAUUUCGCAAGCAAAAAUAUGUAGCUGAUGCCGUUAUCGCUAUUGACGUAUUCCCUGAGUUAGCAUUUGGCCAUCCGGUCUACGUUUAUGCUGUUAAGCGCUCACAAAAUCGUGAUAAGUGCCAAGAACGAUUAGGUAAAUAUGUAGAUAAUGAAGAUUGCAUAUUUGCUGUUAAAUUAUUCCAUCACAAAAUCGAUUCCAUGAUUGAAACCUUACCCAGAGUAUAUGCUGGAAGUGAUAAUUCGUAUAAGCAAAUGCUAACCUGCCAAUCAGAAAUGGCUGGCUUUGCUUCGUGUCAAUCAAGAAUGAAUUAUCACCAUAAAUGGAACAAUGUUGCAAGCGCAAUGCAAUCAUAUCCUCCUAUCAAAUUUAAAUCAUGUGGGACUAAUAAAACUGAAUCGAUUGCAAUCUUAAUCAGUGGUUUUUGGAAUAACCAAAUGUCCUCUCCACGAUAUCAGGAUAAUAUCAUCAAGCUACGAAAUAAUCUGUUAAAUUUAGGUUACCGAAAAGACAACAUUAUUACAUUUUUUGCAGGUGGAGAUAAGCAACUUGAUUUUAUACCAGCUGUUAUGGAUUUGCAAAUUGUUCGAUCUAUUCGCGAAGCGUGCAAAUGCAGUAGUCGUUCAUUGUUUUUGUAUUUAAAUAGUCCAACAGUCAAUUUCAAUAAAUUGUUACUAUUGGAUAUUGAAAAUAAUGGCUUUGCAGAAUAUUACCAGACUUUACCCUAUAAGCAAAUCGUUAAUGAACUAAGAAGGUGCUCAGCAAAAAAUAAAAUUAUUGUCGUUGAUCAAUCUCAUAGCAAUCAAUUCGUGAAUAAAAUUAAGGAUCAGCAUGUUAAAGGAGCUAUUGUAGUUGGAUCAGCAGACUUUAUGAAUUAUAGUUACGGCUAUAAAUUAACCCGGCAUUUCAUUCAAGCUCACUCUAGCCAUUGUAUAGGGGAUAUUAUAAAUGAAGCAGCAAAUUCUACCAAUGGUGUUACUCAUAUAGCUGAAGACGCUAAGCCCUUCGAGUAUAACCUCUACGGAUCUAAUUGCAUCACUAAAAGCCUAGAAACAAAAAAAUAA